AUGAUCUUCCACAAGCAACUCCGAAUGUUCAUGAUGCGGCGCACCCGACGCCGCCCCCGCCGUACCCCGACUCCGCUCCGACCCCCACUCCGAUUACGCUUCGCUGCCUCUGGGGCGAAGGCUGCCCAAGGCGGAAGAGCGCGCGCCGGGGGCGGAGCUCCCCGAGCGGGUGGGGCGGGGCGGGAGGGGGCGGGCGGAGUGGCUCCGCAGAGGGGCCCGGCGGGAACCAACAGCCGCCGCGGCUGGAGCUCCGCUCGGGCGGGAGGUGGGGUCCUCCUUGUCCCCGAAGACCCCGCCAGUCCUCCGUUCCCUGGAGCCGCGGCCGCCUUCAGUGCGCGCAGCCCCUGGAUAUUAAGGUUCACGCGGGUGCCAGCCGGAGCCAGAAGAAGUGGCGACAGUCCCCACCCAUCAUCUCUCCCCGAGGCAGAGCCGGGGCCACCGAAGCCGAAGUUCGGUUGGAGAGCGAUCGGGGCCCUGAGACGCCAGGACGGACGCCACGGGAGCGGGGCCGCUGGAGCCCAGUGGCUGCCGGCCCAAGGGAAGACGCACAGGAGUCAUCGCGAGGAGCAAACUUUGGAGCUCUCAGCCUCGGGCCUCGGAGAGGCGCCGCUCAGGGUCGGGCGCUUCUGCGGCACCCCCCACACGGGUGUCUCCUCCACUUCUAGAAGGAAACGUCUUCUUCCUUCCAUUACGCCUGACCACAGUCCCCUCCCAGCCCCACCUACCCGGGACUACGUGGUGGGGGCUCGCUUGAGCACCCGAUGGCCCGAUGGCCCGUGCAGCGUUGAGACCAGGGCGAGCAGCGGGGCCUAUCGACUUUCGUUCGUGGGAAGAGGGUUGCGAGCUCAGGAGACGGUGAAAACAGCGCGGCUCCCAAACCGCCCGACCUGGGGACCGGCUUCGCAGCGACCAGGGUAGGGCAGGCUCCACAUGCUUGGGAGACCUGCGAGGAAGUAGGGGACGCUUCCAGGUGUAUGGGAGCUAGCGCCCCUAUGUCAAAGUGUGUCCCGGGCUUCCGGGUCAGCGGGUCUGUUUCCCUGUCCGCGUGUGAGUUGUUUGUUGGGUUGAUGUGCCCCUCCGGGCAACAGUGGCUCUGGGUGCCCUACUACUUCCCAGAGCAACCAGCGCCCGUCCUGAGUCCUCCCCUCCGGGACGCACGAUCUGUGCGGGGACUGCCCUGGAGGGCUUGCCUUUAACCCCAGGGCCUGCAGCGGCGUGGCCUGGUUAGGGGACUGCAAACCCACUCCGAGCCCGCAGCGAGACUCUGGCAGGGAAGGAGGGCCUGAGAGGGUGCGAGCCUGCAUAGGUGUCUGGGACGCUGCGUACAGGGACUACGCUGUGGACAGCCCGGCCGACUGCCGCGGCGGCCUCCUUCCGACCAAUUACAUGAUGCCUGCAGGAGCAGCCAACCUCGGGAACCUGACGCCCCUCCGGAGCCCUGAAUUGGGGCAGGGCAGGAGGGAGAAGGGUACAGAGCUGUCCGAAUUUGGCCCCCUUAUUUCACACGCGCACGCGCGCACUUAGCCUUUCCGAUCCCGAAGCAGAGGUGGAACCGGUAACGCUCCUCUGGCCGGGUGCCCGAGGCCUCUGGAGCGGACCCGAGCCGGCCGAGUCCCACUCCAGCGGAGCGAGGAACCGGCGGGAGUCCUGGCCUUGCAGACGCUGAUUGCGGAUUCCUGGGGAACAGCGCCCUCUGGAGGAGCCGCGCAUCCACGCAGUCACAAACUGGACGCCGAGGUCCCCUUCCCCAUCUCCUUUUGCAAAGUCAUUCAGGGACUCAUAACCUCCAGACCCUUUUUUUGCGCAGGCUUACUUCCUUUCCCAAUCUGUACCUGUACCUCAGAACGCUGCUCACAUCCCGCCUCUUCCAGAAGGGAGCCUUCUCCAGAGCCCAACUAUCUUCCCCCUUUCCUGCUCUGAGUACCCCAGAGCCUAAAGCCUGAACCCUCAGUUCCAGCACUGCACAGCACAGCAGAACUGCUUCCAGCCUCGCCUUUCUCCAAAAAGACUGUUAAUUCAUCCAUUCCACUCACCCUUUACGUGGGUGUGCUGUUGUUGUUCUCCUCCCCCUCCCAGUAAAAUAAGACUGAAGUUUA
Myotis lucifugus (little brown bat) is the source of this 2096-nucleotide messenger RNA. RefSeq lists its product as uncharacterized. The coding region runs from base 1 to 918 and encodes 305 amino acids. The transcript is spliced from 3 exons. NCBI's taxonomy places the organism in Eukaryota, Metazoa, Chordata, Mammalia, Chiroptera, Vespertilionidae. The record is from RefSeq and is a predicted model, not a curated record.